UUCUAUAUGUGAGGGCUUUUAUUGUGAAGGCGUGCCGUACAGCCGCCUCAGAGAGUGACGCGCUUCCUGUUGUGCUCAGCUGUGAAUCAGUCCGUGACGUCGUCUCUGUCUGUCCAACCUUUGAGAUCAUUAACAUUAAAAAUAAUUUUAUUAUUCAUUAAUCACCUUUAUUUCAAUUAACGGACCCAUCGCCGACAGCUUCCUGUCCGUGUCACAGCGCGGGAAUCGAACCUGCUCCCGGAGCUAACGUUAGCUCAGCGGCUAGCCACCGUGCGAGGAAAGAAACCGACCAACCGACCAACCGACCAACCGACUAACCGACUAACCGACAUCAGCGGAGUCAUGGAUCCGACAGGAGUCACAGCGGGAGCUCCGAAGAGUCCGUGGGGCUCGGGGGCCCCGGCGGCUCCGGCCUGCUCUCUGACUGACGUGAUGAGUGAGCAGCUGGCCCGACAGAUGGAGGAGGAGAGCGACGCCUUCCCUGCGCUGACGGAUCCCGCAGCAGAUCUGUUGUUGUUGUCGGACGAGGUUUCCGAUACGACGAGCGACCUGAUGCUCGCCAAGAUGCUGCAGAUGCAGUUCGACCGCGAGUUCGACGAUCAGCUCCGCCGGGAGGAGAAGAAGUUCAACGGGGACAGCAAAGUGUCCAUCUCCUUCGAGAACUACCGCAUGGUCCACCCGUACGAAGACAGCGACAGCUCGGAGGACGAGGUCGACUGGCAGGACACGAGACACGACCCCUACAGAGCCGAAAAGCCGCAGACCACGCCCAGGAGAGGCUUCACCGGGAAAGGCAAGAACAUCACGACCAAACACGACGAGGUGACGUGUGGCCGCAAGAACACGGCGCGCAUGGACAACUUUGCUCCGGAGGUCCACGUCGGCGAUGGUCUCGGCAUGGACCUGAAGUUGUCCAAUCAGGUGUUUAACUCUCUGAAGCAGCACUGCUACAGCGAGCAGAGACGCAGCGCCAGGCUGCACGAGAAGAAGGAGCACUCCACCGCCGAACAAGCCGUGGACCCUCGCACUCGUCUGCUCAUGUAUAAAAUGGUGAACGCCGGCGUGCUGGAGAACAUCAACGGAUGCAUCAGCACGGGGAAGGAGUCUGUCGUCUUCCACGCCAACGGAGGGAGUGUCAGCCUGGAGGAGCAGCCUGUUCCUGACGAGGUGGUGCUGAAGGUGUUCAAGACGACGCUCAACGAGUUCAAGAACAGAGACCGCUACAUCAAAGACGACUACCGCUUCAAAGAUCGCUUCAGCAAACUGAACCCGCGCAAAGUCAUCAGGCUGUGGGCCGAGAAGGAGAUGCACAACCUGACCAGGAUGAAGAAGGCGGAGAUUCCCUGUCCGGAGGUGGUGCUGUUGAAGAAACACAUCCUGGUGAUGUCUUUCAUCGGUAAAGAUCACGUCCCCGCUCCCAAACUCAAAGACGUCACGCUGGGAUCAGAAGACAUGAAGAACGCCUUCUACCAGGUCCUACAUCUGAUGCAGCUGAUGUAUCAGGAGUGUAACCUGGUCCACGCUGACCUCAGUGAAUACAACAUGCUGUGGCACGACGGGAAGGUGUGGCUGAUAGACGUCAGUCAGUCCAUCGAGCCGACCCAUCCUCACGGCCUGGAGUUCCUCUUCAGAGACUGCAGGAACGUUUCCACGUUCUUCCAGAAGAGAGGUGUGAGUGAAGCGAUGAGUGUUUACGAGCUUUUCAACGCCGUGAGCGGACUGAACAUCCCUGUAGGUGCAGAGGACGAGGCUGAGUUCAUGUCUGAGAUCGUGGCGUUGGAGAAGAGGAACGAGGAUCACGUGCAGAAGCGAGGGAAGAAAACGUUCCCGGUGGGCUGUGAGGACGCCGGCCCUCCUUUAAAACCCGACGCAGACGACUAGCGCCCGCCCGGCUCGCUCUCUCUUCACGAUCCCGCCGUGUUGAAAACGCUGUAAAGAGGUGAUGAACAGAGGAGGAGGCAGCGUGGGCCUCCAUCGCCUGCCACCACCCACUGACCCCACCCACCAACUACCUCCUUGAAGCAGGCAGGGCGGAGCGCCUCCUCCUGGCCGGAGGAAGGAGUUUCACCGUGACGGAUGUUGAAGUCGGAGCGUCCUGACGGGCCACAUCUCAUCUCCUCAUCAGUCCACACGGCGUGCUGAUGAUCCGUCAGAAUAAACACGUUUGUUUCAGCUUUGUUCAAACUCUUCAUUUUAAAUUCUCGUGCAGAGUUUGAGGCGAUGAGUCGGGCUGGUUUUUGUACGAAUGAGAGUUAAAACGAUGCAGAGUGUGACGAUGUGGGUGAAAAAGAAAAAAAAACAUGUUGGGUUUGAAUAUUUCACUCUGUAGGCAAAGAUACGCUGACUAAUGUUCUAUUGAUAAUCUGAAAAGCUGCUUUUUAAAGGUCCAGCGUGUCUCAUGGGGCUUUAAUUCCAGAACCUAAUCUUCAAACUGUCCUGAUUCUUUUUGUCUUUGUUACCUUUUUAAAAUGAGACGUUCUGCUCGCUGCUGUAGGUCGAUCAGGACGGAGAGCGUGACGUGAGGGGGGGUGAAUCCAACACACACUGAGCUCCUGUUCAUCCUGUUGACACAAUAACAAUCUGUUCUGGUUCCGGUCCAAUAGUCGAGUCUCUAUGAACUCUACAUUUAAAUCUAAAGCUCAACAAAUGAAUUUAAAUGAGAAAAUAUCUGAAUGAUAAACUUUAUUCACAGUUUGACAUGAAGUGUUUUGAAACCUCUCAGUGGAACGAUGACAAAUAAAGUGAUAAAUUAUUAAACAUAAAUGCCAAUAAAACAUGAAACAGAGUUGGCAUCAAUAAAAAUCUACAUCCGACUCAAA
This is a messenger RNA of Larimichthys crocea (large yellow croaker), 2819 nucleotides long. RefSeq names its product RIO kinase 3 (yeast) (gene riok3). Bases 343 to 1881 code for a protein of 512 amino acids. The transcript is spliced from 13 exons. Gene Ontology annotation, biological process: protein phosphorylation. The record is from RefSeq and is a predicted model, not a curated record. Lineage: Eukaryota; Metazoa; Chordata; Actinopteri; Sciaenidae. Gene Ontology annotation, molecular function: ATP binding; protein serine/threonine kinase activity.